Diceros bicornis minor is the source of this 415-nucleotide messenger RNA. It is a transcript of the gene SMIM10L3, whose product is annotated as small integral membrane protein 10-like protein 2A. The record is from RefSeq and is a predicted model, not a curated record. The coding region runs from base 125 to 331 and encodes 68 amino acids. The transcript is spliced from 2 exons. Lineage: Eukaryota; Metazoa; Chordata; Mammalia; Perissodactyla; Rhinocerotidae.
GGCCGGGGCGGAGGCCCGGGGGGACGCGGCGCCGAGAGGGCGGGCGGGCUUCGGAGCGCCGGGCGGCCCGGGUCCGCGGGCGGUCGGUGCGCGGCGGGCGGGCGGGCGGCGGGCGCCGGUCUAUAUGGCGGCGGCUCUGUCGGGCCUGGCUGUCCGGCUCUCGCGCUCGGCCGCCGCCCGCUCCUAUGGGGUGUUCUGCAAGGGGCUGACCCGCACGCUGCUCAUCUUCUUCGACCUUGCCUGGCGGCUCCGCAUCAACUUCCCCUACCUCUACAUCGUGGCUUCCAUGAUGCUCAACGUCCGCUUGCAGGUUCACAUUGAGAUCCAUUGAAGGGCUUCUGCUGAUUGACAAAGGCGUGUCUUCAGGCUCACCACAUCAGAGAACACACAGCAUGAGAGAUGGAAGAGGGGCUCU